Molecule: messenger RNA, 2106 nt
Organism: Zingiber officinale
Lineage: Eukaryota; Viridiplantae; Streptophyta; Magnoliopsida; Zingiberales; Zingiberaceae
Product: homeobox-leucine zipper protein HOX4-like
Exons: 3
Coding region: 1084-1947 (287 amino acids)
Biological process (GO): positive regulation of DNA-templated transcription
Cellular component (GO): nucleus
Molecular function (GO): DNA-binding transcription factor activity, RNA polymerase II-specific; sequence-specific DNA binding
Source: RefSeq, a predicted model, not a curated record
UUCUUCUUUAUGUGUGGAGGAUUCCACCUGCUCCAACACGUUGAAAAAAGAGACUCGGCAUUCGCUUUGAUGAAUGAUCAGAACGUUGAAAUCGCAAUCGAUGUUCAGUGAGACGACGUCUUGUUCUGUCCUGUGAGCUUCGUUUUGGAUUCCCUGCCAAGUUAGAACAUGCAGUAUAAGAUUAACAACGUGAAGUUCAUUUUUCAAGUCGAUAUGUUUUGUCAGUGCCUGCCUGCAAGCGAUUUUUGAAGGGAGACGUCAAGUCUUGCUUCUGCUUUGCAGUUCAUAAAGUAAAGUUACUUUAUCCCUAAAGAAAUUCUACUUUCAUGGCUUCCCUUCCUCAAAAAACCAGGAAAAGGAAAAAAAAAAAAAAAGAAUUGGAAUCAAUCUCAUGCAGCUCAAUAGACCAGCUUGCUUGUCUGAUCACUGCUACUUCAGACUUCACCCUCCUUUCAGAAGCUUAGAGUACUAAGCAGGGAAAGAGAUGCACCUCGCAAUCUGACAAACACAUGAUGAAAUCUUAGAUUUCUCAUGUCCUUUGUUUUAGGUACCGAACAAAUUAUGUCUGUGAUCAUCAGGUCUCCGUCUAGUGUUUCUUAAUGACUAAUUAAUUAAUGCAGCAAUAUGGUAUUUGUUCCAUGAUCAUUCAGCCUGCUCUCGUUCAUGAUUUCGCGAUUGUUCUUUCUGCUCAGAAAUUAUUCAGAUAAGUAAAAUGCCUCCGAUUUGUUUAAUUGACCAAUGUGCCGACAGAGCACUAUGAACUUUGUCGUGUUCUUCUCGAUUUUUUCCCUUUGCUUUCUUUUUCUUCUAGACGAGUGGAAUGUUGCUCUCAGAAAAGUUAGUGUUUUUAGUUCUGUAAUUCCACAAAAUUUAAUGUCAAUAUAUACUGACUCAAAUAUUCACGUCAGUUCUGCCACCUUCCUUCCCUUCUUUCCCUUCUCUUCUCCGGCCAUACCAUUACUCUUUUACUUCGGGGUUCUUCGAGCAUUUCUCCUCCCUUAGAACAGAUAAUUAAUCAAACACAACCAACGACACUCGAUUCUUCUUGCACAUCCCUCUACGAGUAAACGAAAAGAAGCAAACAUGAAGAGGAGAGCGAUCAGCAUCACAGAGAAUUCUCUGAUCCCUUCUUCCUCUGCAGGAGAAGAGCAGGAAGCAGCAGGAUAUGGCAGAGAAUUAUUCAUCCAGGAAGAGGAGGAGGAGGAGGAAGAGGCCGGCGGACGAGGGACAGCGAAGAAGCGGCGAUUGAAUGCAGAGCAGGUGAGAAUUCUGGAGAAGCACUUCGAGGAGGAGAACAAACUGGAGCCGGAGAGCAAGGUGCGGCUGGCCGACGAGCUCGGCCUCCACCCACGCCAAGUCGCCGUCUGGUUCCAGAACCGCCGCGCCCGGUGGAAGACCAAGCAACUCGAGCGCAACUACGCCACCCUCAAGGCUUCCCACGAUGCCCUCCGCUGCGAUUUCGACUCCCUACACCGCCACAACCAGUCGCUCCUCUCCCAUAUAAAGAAAUUGCAGGCGAAGCUCGGAAUGAAGGAAGAUCCCAUGGCUAGCUCCGAUACUUCGACGAAGAUCGCUGAGGAAUCGGCAGAGCCACCUCCGUCUGCGGCCGUCGGUAAGGCCGAGGGCGUGUCAGACAGCGACUCGAGCGCCGUCGUGUCCGACGCCACUGCGGCCAACGAAUUCGUCGAAAGUAUGACUCAGCUGACCUAUGCCCCCGACACAUUUUCCUUCGAGUUGGCCGCCGGCGAACUUUCUUGUCCCGAUUCAGUGAACCUCGUGGAUUCGAGGACCGAAUUCCUAUACCAAAGCCCUGGAGCGACGUUAAAGAUGGAGGAGGAGGGCAAGGACGAGGAGGAGUUCAUCGGUGCGUCUUGCUUCGACUUCUUCGCCGACGAGAAAGCUGCGGCGAUGCUGAGCUGGUACUACUCCGGCGAGCGAUGGAACUAAUCGAGAAGAGCACCGAAGGAUUCGAAAAUAAUAUCAGGACAAUUGGAGGGGUUAUCCGCAACAAUUUUGUUUUGUGAAUUUAUAUUUAAGUAUUCCUCCAAAUAGUAGAAUAGUAGUUCAUGUACAAAGAAAAUAUUAAAUUAACACAGGUUUGGUCCA